CUGUUCCAUUAUUAAACACUUUUGUAAUAACUUGUAAAAGUAGUAAGCGUCCGUUUCCGGCUUACAGAGCAAGAAAACUAGGCGGCGUAAAUGGACAUCAGAAUCCUUAACGGCGAAGAAGCUGAUGCUGCCACAGUGACCAAUCUCGGCAAUAAGAAACAACCAUCCAUGUCACCAUCAGUUUCCUCGUCCUCUGUCUCCUCCACAUCGGUGGUGAUUGAUUCGUUUGAGGAGGAGGAUGAGUUUGAGUGGGUGGCUGUUGAAAGAGAGGAUAAAGCUUAUCUGGAGAUUGAGGAAGUUGAGGAUGCUUUCUCUGCACUUCAACUGAUGUUCAAUGAAGAUGAUGAUGAUAAAUCAGAAGACCAAGUUUCAGAUCAGUCGGAGUUUGUAGAUUGGAUUGAGCCUCCAUUGCAGCUCUGCAAUACUAGUCUUCUGCAGCCUUAUAUGCUGGACAGAUUCUACGACGCCUUUCAUAUGUUUCAGACCGAUCCGUCAGUUCAGAGAAUGGUUAUGUCAUUGGCUUCAGACAGGGCUGUUUGGGAUGCGGUGAUGAACAAUGAGGUUGUCCGUGAGCUCAUCACCAACGCUGAGAGGUCAGAAGAAGACUCUGGUAUAACCAUGAACUUCAUAAGGAGGUUGCUUCAGAGAAGUGCCAUCAAAAUCAUGGACGCAAUGGAAGGAGUCACAAAGUACGUCACCGACCUCUUCAUCGGAGAUGAUACGGUUGUGUUAGCCACAGGUGCUGCCCCUGUGAUGGAGAAGCUUCAGAUGACAGUUCUGCUCACCAUUGUUGUCCUGCUUAUCGUGUUCGUAACCAGAGCCACAAGAGCUAGAUAGUAUUAAACACUCAUGGUCCAUCGCCUGCGUUACAAUUGUAUAAGAGAUCUCUGCAGCUGUGAUCCUUGUGCUACUAUUGUUGUAAUAAAAGAAAAACAGUGAUUUCAAUCACAACACAUACAUCAUUUGAAAACAUUAAUCCCAACUAAAUUAUAUGUAAGAAUAAAGUUACAUUCA
Brassica napus (rape) is the source of this 1014-nucleotide messenger RNA. RefSeq lists its product as uncharacterized. The record is from RefSeq and is a predicted model, not a curated record. The coding region runs from base 91 to 837 and encodes 248 amino acids. The transcript is spliced from 4 exons. NCBI's taxonomy places the organism in Eukaryota, Viridiplantae, Streptophyta, Magnoliopsida, Brassicales, Brassicaceae.